AUGAACCCCACCACUGCUCUCAUCCUCCUCGUCACCCUGACUGCGACAACACCUUCCUCGUUGAGCCACUGCACUGGACUACAAACAGACUACCAUUUCCUCGACUAUCACAAGGUCGAAACGGGAGGGAAGUCCAACCCGGACCGAAUGGGGGACUUUGAGUUCUGCCUUCCAGAAUCUCGAACUCUACUGCGUCAUUCCCUGGUACCCCGGCUCACCGACAGCGCAUACUGGGAACUCUUCAUCCGAGAUAAAGACUUACGUCGCAUCGGGUCAGCUGCCCUCACACUUGAUCACUCCUUUUACCGGCUGAAAUGUUAUAAUGGAACUUACCUACUCUAUAACAACGGAGAAGUCACACGCAGCCCUAACUGGACCGAGGCCGAACUGGGAACGGCCUCCCACGUAUACACAGACCCCAAUCACCCCUCCGAGAACUUGAUCUUUGGGUUCCAGUGCCUCCUCACGACCCCAAAACCCCACAAGCCCCAACUCCAAGGACUUUGCCUCAGACGAUUCUGCUGCCUUUGGAACUUGGGAGUCACCCGUGAUUGGAAGGGAGCCGACUACCUAGAAGGGUGGCACCAUCCCAUACACCCCUCACGCUCUCCUUCAUGGGACAACGUUGGGCCUCUGAGGUGCGGCGGCAUUGCCCGGGAUAGGCGGCUCCUAAAUACCUCUGACCCACUCCACCCAUUUGGCACUGCACCUCGACGACUAGGCCCUGCACCUGCCCUCCCAGGAGAAGACCUUCUUUCCUCCUGGGAACAGAACUCCUACAUCAAACUUCUCAGCCAGGUCGCUAAAGAAGCACCAUACCCCGAUUGCUGGAUUUGCGCUCAUGCUCCCAGCCACCUUCAACAGAGUCUACCCCUGGUCCCGGUGCCAGUGACCUUAGAACAAUUUCGCUCCGGAGAUGUCGUCUCCUGGAACCUAACUGCAUUAAAUCUAACACACCAAUAUCUGUACCUCACCGGCCCCACGAAAGGACCCCUUUGCCGCAGUUUCACUGGAGAGGAACCUUCAUCGGAUCCAGUACCUGCAAUACUGACUUAG
Molecule: messenger RNA, 1056 nt
Organism: Podarcis lilfordi (Lilford's wall lizard)
Lineage: Eukaryota; Metazoa; Chordata; Lepidosauria; Squamata; Lacertidae
Source: the annotation of a GenBank genome assembly